CCUUCCUUUACGUAAAUUCACCUCCAAGCAAACCCCUUCCUCUUCUUUCUCUCCUACAAAACAAAACCCAAUAAAUAAAAAAAAGGGAAAAAAAAAAAAUUUUCUCUAUCUCUUUCUCUGCAAUUUUCCUUCCUCAUAAUAUUCAUCACCACAACAAAACCAUAACACUCUUCUACCUUUUGCUCGGUCUUAAACAUGUCGGAAACCAAAAGAGCCCUUGCCGUGCUCGUUUUCCUUCUAUCUGUUUCAGUUCUUGUCACGACCCCAUCAACUUCCGCAACCGAGACUUUCGUAUUCGGCGGUUGUUCUCAGCUCAAAUAUGCACCCGGUUCGCCCUACGAGUCGAACGUCAACUCGCUGCUCACUUCCGCUGUCAACUCGGCCAUGUCUACUUCCUACAACAACUUCACCAUCUCAGGCUCUUCCAGCUCCAGCUCUCAGGACACCGUCUACGGCCUCUUCCAAUGCCGCGGUGACCUCAACGGGAACGACUGCGGCCGCUGCGUGGCUCGCGCUGUGAGUCAACUCGGGACUCUGUGCGUUGACUCGUUCGGUGGAGCUUUGCAGCUCGAAGGGUGUUUCGUGAAGUAUGAUAAUAGCAAGUUUUUGGGUGUGGAGGACAAGACUGUGGUGGUGAAGAAAUGUGGGCCGUCGAUCGGGUAUGAUUCUGACGCGUUGACUAGGAGGGAUGCCGUGCUGGCUUAUUUGGGGACGUCCGAUGGGUCUAAUAGGCCUUACCGUGUGGGUGGUUCUGGGGAUGUUCGGGGUGAGGCGCAGUGUGUAGGGGAUUUGAGUGCGAGUGAGUGUCAGGAUUGUCUGUCGGAGGCGAUCGGACGGCUCAAAACUGAGUGUGGGCCCGCUGCUUGGGGUGAUAUGUUCUUAGCUAAGUGCUACGCGCGCUACUCGGAAGGUGGAUCUCACUCUCGCUCCGGAAAUGGCGAAAAUGAUAGUAAUAAUAACGAUGAAGAGAUUGAGAAGACGCUUGCAAUAUUAAUUGGACUUAUUGCUGGUGUGGCUCUUCUAAUUGUAUUCCUCUCUUGCUUAAGAAAAAUAUGUGAAAAAGGGAAAGGUGGAAAAUAAAUUCCUGUUUGUUGAUAAUUCUUGGAAUGGACUCUCUGUUUCUCCUAAUCCCUCUUUGGUAAAUUAUUUCGCUUUUUGGUGGCUCUUUCUUUGUUUCAGUUUUUAGCUCUUUAAUCCCAACUUUUUCCUCUCCUACUGUUCCCUUUUGAAAGUGUUUCUUUCAUAUUUCCUAUAAAGGAUACUUGAAGGUAUAUAGAAAAGAUGUGUAUGUUUAAAGCUGUACCUUGAAACCAGUGAAAUGAAAUUUGCAAUAAGAAGGAAAAAAAAAAUUAAAAAAAAAAAAAAUGCUCUAAGAUUCCUUACUUUCCCACACUUCCACUUAAGUUUUGAACAAUGUUAGCCUGUUUACCAUGAAUUUUAUUUUGUGCAAAUUUUUAUGUAAAAAGUGCAUUUGUAAUGAUGAGUUAGUUCAUCUUUGCUAGUUUCUUAUAAAGAAAUUGCCAACUUUUUAUUGAA
Molecule: messenger RNA, 1536 nt
Organism: Ziziphus jujuba (common jujube)
Lineage: Eukaryota; Viridiplantae; Streptophyta; Magnoliopsida; Rosales; Rhamnaceae
Product: plasmodesmata-located protein 6
Exons: 3
Coding region: 196-1080 (294 amino acids)
Cellular component (GO): plasmodesma
Source: RefSeq, a predicted model, not a curated record